Molecule: messenger RNA, 1245 nt
Organism: Scomber scombrus (Atlantic mackerel)
Lineage: Eukaryota; Metazoa; Chordata; Actinopteri; Scombriformes; Scombridae
Gene: fsip1
Product: fibrous sheath interacting protein 1
Exons: 10
Coding region: 1-1245 (414 amino acids)
Source: RefSeq, a predicted model, not a curated record
AUGGAAAUUAUCAGAGGUAGUUUGGAUGACAUUUCCCGACCUGCAUCGAGUGAGCAAACUGGUAGCCGAGUGUCGAGCGUGUCAUUGCCUCACAGUGACAGACUUUGUCCAACAACUCCAUUUUCCCUUGAGGUUUUGACCAACGAUACUGCUGAUUUUCAGGGCCAAAGCAGCUCUGAAGAAACUAUAAACAACUCCUCAACCUUAAGUCCUGACAAAGGUCAGUGUGAUGUUGAAAUAACUGACAAAGAGAAGGAAGAUCCUAAACUACAGAGGGCCAUUGAAGAAAUGAGACAGCUGGAUGAAAUACUGUCUUCAAAGAUCUGCAAAGAAAAAGAAGUCAGGCGUGAAAGGAAAGAACUUCAAGCAAAACUCUGGCAAGAGCUACUGAAUAAGCCUGAAGGCCGCUCUGAGUGUACUCAUGAAGCUGUGAACACAAAGUUGUUUUUAGCUCUGGAAUCACCUACUGGGCCUGAAGAAGAGGAUGACUUUGUGUCAGUGUUCAAAACUCAGGUUCCUGACUGUGAACAGGACAGAGACAGGCAACAUAUGGGGAAAAGUGAAAAGAGGCCAGAAAGCACGAUAGAAUCAUUUGAGGAAGGCCGUGAGGAGACAUGGGAAGAGCAAUUUGAAGGCAGCCACUGUGAAGUUUUUGAAGGCAAGAAAAAACAGAGGGACUUUGUCAAGAGAAACAUCGAGCUGGUAAGUGGUGAGGGUGGCCAAGUGCUUUUGACCGAGGCAGAGAAGAAGCGUCUGGCUGAGCUCCUCCAAGAAAUAGACGAAAAGGAAGAGGACAGUGCCAGAGGCGCAGACAGUGAGCAGGAAAUGUGGGCUGUGUCAGUCUUUACAAGCCAGGGUUACACCCCGCAGCCCUCUGACCUGGAGCAGCUGAUUGACAUUGACUCCAAAAUUCGCCUUCUCCUUCCUGUUGAAGAAUUUCUCUCCGUGCAAAGCUCCUACACAAAUGCAAGUAUGUGUCAGGGCCAUGGCUCCGAGGUUAUUGGCUGGAAGUGUGAUGGGGACCCGAAGCCAGGAGAGAAGGUCCUGCAGGAUAUAAAGGAGAGGAGAGGGCAGGAGAGGCGGCUCCAAGAGAUCCAACAGCAGCUGGAGAUGCUGGGCCAGGGCCAGGAGAUGACUAAUGAGUCACCAAAUCUCACUGAGGAGCAGUUACUUAUCCUGUUGGAUGAAUGUGAGUUGACGAAGCGAUGGAGCCAGGACCUUGAGAUGAAUGAAGCAACUCCAUGA